UAUCGUCAUUGGUCGUGCUUGUACCACGUGAACGGCCUAUGUUGGAGGUUCACAAAGUCGACUAAAUAUCCACGAUGGUACAGUCAGCUGCCUAAGGUCCGGUUGGCCAGUCGCAGCCAGCAAGUUUUCUCCACAAGGUAGACGCGCGCAACACCAAGACACCACCAUGGCGGACGAUGAGAGAAAGCGCAUCGAGGAUGAAAAGAAGAGGAAACAGGCGGAGACCGAGAGGAAAAGGGCGGAGGUCCGCGCCCGUCUCGAAGAGGCUUCCAAAGCCAAGAAGGCGAAGAAGGGUUUUAUGACCCCCGACAGGAAGAAGAAGCUUAGGUUGCUGUUGCGUAAGAAAGCCGCCGAGGAAUUAAAGAAGGAACAGGAAAGAAAAGCGGCCGAAAGGAGGCGCAUAAUCGAGGAACGCUGCGGAAAGCCGAAGAUCGUCGACGAAGCCAACGAAGUGGAGUUGAAGAAGAUUUGCCAAAUGUAUUACGACCGCGUCUACCUUUGUGAGGGUCAGAAGUGGGAUUUGGAGCGUGAAGUUCGGAAAAGGGACUACGAGAUCGCAGACUUGAACAGCCAGGUCAACGAUCUUCGAGGUAAAUUCAUGAAACCGACCCUGAAGAAAGUAUCUAAAUACGAGAACAAGUUUGCUAAGCUCCAAAAGAAAGCCGCCGAGUUCAAUUUCCGUAAUCAGCUUAAACAAGUCAAGAAGAAGGAAUUCACCUUGGAGGAGGAGGAUAAGGAGCCCAAGAAAUCCGAGAAGGCAGAGUGGCAGACCAAGAAGUAGAUUUAAAAUGAAAAAAGAAAACAGUUUGAGUGCGAAAUCUCAAUAAAAUACAAACAUUACUAUUACGACGCAACAACAACAAAAAAAAAAUCAAAAACAAAUAGGAAAGCCAAGAAACUUCUAUACACGAGCGUACAUACACAUUUGAAGGAACACUUGACACGAUCACAUUUAUAUGUAUAAUCGAUUUAGUAAUCGCACGCGUGAAAAUGUAUCGUGAAAAAACGUAUGGGAAAAAAGAAGAAAAUGAAAAAGAAAAUAAAUGCGUAAACGCGUAGAACAUUUUUGAUACUGUUUCCAUCGACGUCUCGCGUGUUCGCCAGCGCGUUUUCGCCGUCGCGUCUCAUUCGAAUUGUUGUCAAACUAGUUCGUUAGCACUGUGUGUACGGAAAACAAAUUAACAAGUGAGAAUUGAAAAUUGUACGAACAAUUCUAGAAGUUAGCCGACAUUUGAUUACAUCCCUCUUUUGCGCGGAGUAGACGAUCAAAACGAGCGAGACAUAGGGAGAAGCUGACUCUGCGUAAAUAUUCACGUACAACUGUUAUAUACAAUAUAAAAGCGAUAAGUUGUGGCAAUAAAUCGAUCGAAAAAAACUCA
This is a messenger RNA of Acromyrmex echinatior (Panamanian leafcutter ant), 1379 nucleotides long. Its product is annotated as wings up A. Gene Ontology annotation, biological process: muscle contraction. Lineage: Eukaryota; Metazoa; Arthropoda; Insecta; Hymenoptera; Formicidae. The record is from RefSeq and is a predicted model, not a curated record. Gene Ontology annotation, cellular component: troponin complex.